Messenger RNA from Entrophospora sp. SA101, 1560 nucleotides. The record is from the annotation of a GenBank genome assembly. NCBI's taxonomy places the organism in Eukaryota, Fungi, Glomeromycota, Glomeromycetes, Entrophosporales, Entrophosporaceae.
AUGGAUUCUGAUAAUAAAUCUCAAGAGAACAUUACCACCGAAGAACAAGCUACUGAAAAUUCUGAAGAAACAAAUUCCAAUACUAGAAUUGAGUAUGACUACGAAGCUCGCGAAGACGAUGAAUUGUCGCUUGAAAAAGGAGGAAUUAUAACUGUUAUUGAACAAGGUGAAGGUGGUUGGUGGAAAGGUGAUUUGAAUGGAAAAACUGGUAUAUUCCCCGAAAACCAUGUCAAAUUGAUCGAAGUUACCGAUCAAUCAAAUGAUGUAAAUGACGGUGAACAAUCCGAGGGCAAAGGGAAAUUUACAAAAAAACUAGCAAUUUAUGGUGUAAAACAAGGCGGGAUUGGUAGUUUGUUUUCUGGUGGAAUUCCAACUUUGGGUAAAAAGAAACGCAGUCAACAACCAUCAGAUUCUAGUGCUGAAUCAAACGACAACAAUGAAGGAAAACAACUUCAUGAAACAACUCCUGUACCAUCAAAGAAAACAAUAACUCGUCGAACCACAAGUUCUGAUGAUUCCGAUUCUCAUCCCAAAAUAGGUAAUUUACCAUCUCCACCUAAACCAGAAGAAAUCGUAACAAAGCCUGCAUCUUCGCUGCCCCCAUUGCCCAAAAAAUUACCACCAAAACCCAAAAAAUCUGAAUUAAAAGCUAAAGUGUUGUAUGACUAUGAUAUUGCGUUAGUUGCUGGCACAACCAUUACAAUUUUGGAUAAGACUGAUGAUGGUUGGUGGAGAGGAAAAAACGAUCAAGGAGAAGUUGGAUUAUUUCCAUCGACUUCAACACAACCCAAAUCGGUAGCAGAGACCACUUCUGACGAACAGCAAGCUUCCUCUGUUUCCAGUAAGAGUAAAAGGCCGGCCUCUCUUCAUUCACAAUCUUCAGAUGUGCCAAAUUCAAAACAAGCCUGGAGUUAUGAAGAUUCACCAACAUUACCUAAAUCUCCACCUCCACCUAUUACUGCUUCAACAACAACAAAAAAAAAUUCAAUUCACGAAUCUCCUUCUCCGACGUCGACAUCCACAGUACCAUCACCAAUUACAUCUCCACCCGGUAAGCCAAAGUCACCAUCGAAACAAAUACUUGACACCAAGUGGUAUAUUGUUAACACAACGGAGAGUAACGAGUUUUAUUAUAAUUCUGAAACUAAACAAUCUGUGUGGGAAAUUCCUGAAGAAAUUGCUGACGCUGUAAAGGCAUUGAAAGAACAGGAGGCAAAAGAAUCUCAGAACAACAAUAAAUUAAAUAAUGAGGGUGUAGGAGUUAAAAGGAAGGCUGAUGACGAUGAAGAAUCAGUGGAUGGUGAAGAUGUGAAAAGAGCUAAAGGAAGAAUUGAUGAAGAUAUAUCUUUUCAACUUCAAUUCAUGGAAGAACAAGAAUUAUUGGCCGGUGGUGUUAAGCUUGAUGAACAUUCUGAUUUGCAAAAGUAUGAAAUGACUGGCGGAGGAAUUGAUAAUUCUCAAAAAUCAUUUAAAGAACAAAAUAGAGAGGUUGAAUUAUCACCUGAAGAGCGUGUUCUGAUGUUUAAAGUAAGAUUGAAUAUAGCAAGGAGAGAAAAAUGA